UGGUUCCCAAUCAGAGGCUGCUGUCAAUCAUUGUCUCUGAUUGGGAAUCAUACUUAAGCAGCCUUUUUUCCACCUAAGGUUGUAGGUAAUUAUUUAUUUUCUGUGUGUGUUUGUGUGUGCCACUGUUGCGUCACUUUCGGUUUCUGUUUAUCUGUUUUUUGUGAGAGUUUCACUUCAUUAAAAGAUGUGGAAUAACAUGCACGCUGCGCCUUGGCUCAUCUAUGAGUUUAACUAGGAGUUUGAAGACAGUGAAUGUGACACUGUCCUUCAGCUUGGGGCUGUAUUCAAUGUCCUUCUGUUAUCACACAGCAGUAAAUACAUUGUCCACUAGAUGCAAAACAUUCAGAGUGAAAGGCUGUAGUACUUCUUCCAAGACAAAGCUGAUGGGCUGUAUAUAAGGCAUUAUGAACUGGGUGGUUCAAGCCCUGAAUGCUGAUUGGUUGACAGCCGUGGUAUAUCAGACUAUAAGGUCCACGGGUAUGACAAAACAUUUAUUUUUACUGCUCUAAUUACGUUGUUAACCAGUUUAUAAUAGCACCUCAGGGGUUUGUGAUAUAUGGCCAAUAUACCAUGGCUAAGGGCUGUAUACAGGCACUCCGUGUCGCGUCGUGCAUAAGAACACCCCUUAGCCAUGUUAUAUUAGCCAUAUACCACACCCCCUCGGGCCUUAUUGCUAAAUGAUGUAUAAAGGACAUCACUAGAUACUGUGUGAGGGUUAUGUGGUAACUGUAUUAUUAAUGUACUACGACUCAUAUCUUCUCUCUGCAGAUUGAUAUGCGGUAGAGACGACCGUGUGACACAAUCUACAAGAGACUUCUACUACGGAGCCCAUUUGUUUUGCCCAUCAGAGUGAGAAGAAGGGACUGAGACAGACGCAGGAAGCCAACAUGGACAUAUUCGGUGGUGCCCCCCGUGUACUGGGCUACUCGCGCCCCGUGGCGGCACAGUGUGGCACGGACGCCGUCCUGCAAUGCAAGAUCGGUGGCGACCCUCGUCCUGAGGUGGUCUGGGAGAAGAAGAAUGUACAGAUCCUGUCAGCGGGGCGCUACAGGCUGUCGGAGGAGGGCCAGGCCUACUUCCUACACAUCACUGGGGUCAGGCUGGAGGACGCAGGCCAGUAUAUCUGCAAGGCCAGUAACACCGUGGGUGAGACGUGUGCCCCUGCCACACUGAAGGUGGAGGGGAACAGUCAGGAGUGGGAAGGGGUACAGAAACAGACAGAGGUCAAUGGGGUGCAGCAAACCAGGCUGGAGAAUGGAGAGUUAGGGGGGCAACGGAAUGGGGAGUUUAGAAGGAAACAGAACAGGGAGUAUGGAGGGCAACAGAAUGGAGAGGUAGAGCAGAGGAAUGGAGAGGUAGACCAACAGAGCAGAGAGGUAGACCAACAGAGCGGAGCGGUAGACCAACAGAGCGGAGCGGUAGAGAAGGAAAAUGGAGAGGAGAGUGAGCGGGAGAAAAAGAAGCAGCGCUAUGAAGGGGAGCCCCUGCUGUCAGACGACAGACCUCACUUCCUCAUCAAGCCCCUCUCCCUGAGGGUGGACCGGGGCGAGGACGCAGCCUUCUCCUGUAAGCUGUCGGGCAACCCUCUGCCCCAGGUGGUGUGGGAGAAGGACGGGAAGACGCUGAGCGACAUCUUCGAGAGCGCCCACUUCAACGUCAGCAGCCAGGACGGAGGCUGGUUCCAGCUGAAGAUCUUCCGGACGAGGAUGCCCGACGGGGGUGUCUACACCUGCAGAGCCCAUAACAAUCAAGGAGGGGCGCUGGCGGGCGCAGUGCUGCUUGUGGAGCUCAUCCCGGAACGGCAGGAGAGCGGGGCGUCCACGUCAAAUGGGCACAGCAACGGGCAGACAUCACCUCAUGGUAUAAGGCACAGGAUGGGAAGACACGGUUUGUCGAGACAGCCGGACGAGCCCAAUCUGAACUUUGCCAAUGUGAAGAAAUUUGCGGUGUCGGAGGGGAAACAUGCUAAGUUCCGCUGCUUCGUGACAGGGAAACCUAAGCCUGAGAUCAUCUGGAAGAAAGACGGAGCGCCCCUGGAGGCUGGGAGGCGUCACCUUCUGUUUGAGGACAGAGAGGGUUACUACACGCUCAAAGUGAUGUACUGUAAACAUCAGGACACAGGGCUGUAUGUGUGUGCUGCGUCCAACGCUCUGGGACACACCCUCAGCUCUGUUUACCUGACUGUCAAAGCUCCAGCGGUGCGGUUCAGGCGGUCUCUGCAAGACGUGGAGGUGAGAGAGAGAGGCAUGGCCGUGUUGGAGUGUGAGGUACCUAAUGAGGGCAUCCCUACUGCCUGGUACCUGGAGGACCAGAGACUGCAGCCAGGGGGUAAAUACGGCAUAGAGCAGAACGGAGCCAGGCGCAGGCUCACUAUCCGAGAUGUAGGAGCGGACGACGAUGGGGUCUAUCUCUGUGAGAUGCCUGAUGGAGGGAGGAGUAUCGCUGAGCUGGCCGUCAAAGGCACAAUUGUUAAAAAACUUCCUCGAAAACUAGAUGUGUUGGAGGGGGAGAACGCAGUGUUCUGUGUGGAGGUAGAGGAGGAGAACAUGGAUGUCCACUGGUUCAAAGAUGGCCUGAAGCUACGCGAGAGCCACCAGACUAUCCUCAAGUCCUUUGGUAAAACCCACAUGCUGGUGUUCGUCAACGUCUGCCACGGGGACACUGGGGUCGUGACCUUUGUUGUGGGAAGAUCCAAGACCUCGUCCCGGCUCAGAGUCAAAGCUGCCAGACACAGCCCUCCCAUCUGUCCAGUGGGGGUGGAGAUGGAUGUGGACAGGCCCAACAGCGUGCUCCUCUCCUGGGAGCCGGCCCCCACCAGCCAGACCACCACCCGCUCCGUCUAUGUCCUGGAGAGACAGGGAGUGGGAUCACAGGAGUGGCUGAGGUGUGCGACCUCCGACACGGCGACCUCCGCAGAGGUCAUGGGCGACAGCGUGCCGUGCGAGGGCGAUUACCGCUUCCGUGUCUGCUGCAUCAAUAAGUAUGGCCGUAGUGGACACGUGGAAUUCCCUAAAGUCAUCCAUCUUGUGCCAGGUCCCAAGAUCAGGACCCAUCUCCAGGGCUGUGAGGUGACGGAGGGGGAGGACGCCCUGUUCUCCAUCGAUCUGUCAGUGAUGGUGACGGGCACCUGGUUCCUGAACAGUACCCAGCUACAGAAUAGCCAACACUACUCUAUCCAACAGGCCAAGACACAGCACUCCCUGGUAAUCCACAGCACCAAGGUGGAAGACCACGAGGCAGAGGUCACCUUCAUCGCCAACGGAGUCAGAGACUCAGCGGUUCUCAAGGUUCAAGCUGCGGUGGUGAAGUUCAGCCCAAUGUCAGAGUCAGACAGUAACAAGAGGGUGGAGACUGGUGACCCUGUGGUCCUGUACUGUGAGGUGUCCCACCCCUCAGCCAGCGUGGGCUGGUUCAAGGAUGGGGUGGAGCUAAAGGUGACAGAUGGCCUCAACAUCCAAUCAGAAGGCAACAUGAGGAGGAUCGUUAUCCAAUCGGCUGAGUUCACCGACUCUGGCGCGUACACAUGUGAGACGAUGGGUGAUGUCAUCAAAUUCAACGUGGAGGUUGAAGGUCCCCCUGUGCAGUUCAGUGAGGUCCCUGAGGAGGAGCUCCAGAAGUCUGCCAUGGAGCUGGAUCCUGUGGUGCUCACCUGUGAGGUUUCCAGAGAGGACGCCAACGCUACCUGGUACAAGGAUGGGGUUGAGGUCCAGGCCAGUGAUAACAUGACCAUACAAACAGAGGGCACCAUGAGGAGACUGAUCAUCCGUUGUGCUGAGACCUCAGAUGCAGGAACCUACAGCUGUCAGUCAGGAGACAACAGCCUCUCAUUCACUGUCAACAUCAAAGAGCCUCCAGUGAUGAUCGUGGAGCCCAAGGAGGACGUGAUUAUGGAAGGUCAUAUCUCUGAGCAGGUGGUCCUGCAGUGUGAGCUGUCCCGCUCCAGCGGUGAGGUCCACUGGUUUAAGGACGGCCUUCAGGUCCUGGAGACGGAGAACGUCCAGCUGACGUCCGAGGGACCGUACAGGAGGCUGACCGUCCUCUGCAGCUCGGCAGAAGAUUCCGGAGAGUACGUCUGCGACACGGAUGGAGACUCUGUGUUCUUCCAGGUCACCAUCACAGAGCUUCCGGUGCGAAUCGUCUCCCCCACUGAGUCUGAGCUGGAGCUGACCAGCCUGACGUCUGAGAGGCUGGAGCUCAGCUGCGAGAUCUCCCAGCCUGAUGCCCAGGUACGCUGGUACCGAGAUGGGCUGGAGGUGGAGGAGAGUGCCUCUCUCAUCCUGGAGGUCCAGGGAGCCCACAGGACACUGGUCAUCCCCGCGACCACUGUGGAGGACACAGGAGAGUAUGUGUGUGACACAGAGGAUGACUCGGUCACAUGGCUGGUCACUAUUACAGAGCCUCCUGUGAAGCUGUCCCGCUCUGAAACAAUGUCUGACGUAAUGGACUGUUUCUCUGGAGAACCCAUCGUCCUGGAGAUCGAGGUGUCACGGUUCAACGCUGAGGUGAUCUGGAUGAAGGACGGAGGAGAAGUGGAGGAGAGCAGUGAUGUCACCAUCACUGAGGAUGGACUCAUCCGCCGCCUCACCAUCCGCACGCCCGCCCCGGGGGACUCUGGGAAAUACACCUGUCUUGCCUCAGAUGACCUCAUCGACUUCCAGGUCAAGGUGUCAGAGCCCCCCGUGAAGAUUGUGAAUAGGUCAGAAGUCAAGACAGAGGUCAAGUCCCUGCCCUCUGAUGACAUCGAGUUGGAGUGUGAACUCUCCAGGGCCAAUGCCGUCGCUAAGUGGUACAAAGAUGGCCGCCGGUUAAACGAGGACGAGAGGUUCUAUGAGGAGGAAGAAGGGGCGCUCCGCUCCCUGGUGAUCCUUAACGCUGAGCUGGAAGAUUGCGGAGACUACUUCCUUGAUGCCGGAGAUGACAACAUCACCUUCCAUGUCACUGUGCAAGAGCCUCCAGUGACCAUCCUGGGGAACUCCGAGGACGCAGACUACCAGGAGAUGGUUGCCGGGGACGACCUGAUCCUGGCCUGUGAGGUGUCCCGGGCCAAUGCCCCUGUCCAGUGGUUCUGUAACGACAGACAGCUGACUAGCGAUGACCGGACCUACAUCGAGAGCUACGGCACGCUGAGGAAACUCAUCCUUUCUGACAUCCUGACCUCCGACUCUGGGAAGUACAUGUGUGAUGCUAUCGAUGACAAGAUGGUCACCAUGGUGAAGAUCCAAGUGCCUCGAGUGGUAGAGUUCUUGACAGAGCUCCACAACACCAUGGUGUUAGAGGGAGAGGACGCCACCUUCAAGUGCGUGGUGUCACCAGAGGACGUGCAGCUGGUGUGGGGGAUGGACGGCGAGCUCGUCGUCAUGGGUGACCGUUUCCAGGUAACGCAGAACGGCCUGUGUCACACCCUGGUGAUCAAGAGCUGUCAGAUCCUGGACUCCUCUAAGAUCACAGUGGAGGCUGAGGGGAACGUGUCUAAGGCCACCCUCAAAGUACAGGAAGCUCAGGUGACCUUCACUAAGAAGAUGGAGGCGGUGAUGGCCGAGGAGUACGGAGACGCUACCAUGGAAACAGAGGUCAGUCUGGACACGGGCGAGGUCCAGUGGAUGAGGCAGGGUGUGGUCAUCCAGCCAGGCCCCCGACACACCCUGGGCCAGAGCGGACGCAAACGCAGCCUGACCAUCUGCAACCUCAACCUCUCUGACCGUGGAACCUACCGCUGUGAAACCCUGCACGACCGCACGCAGGUCAAACUCAACGUGGAGCCUCGUAAGAUCGCCAUCCGUAAGGGUCUGGCGGAGACGGACACGUUUGAGCGGGAGACGGCCUCCUUCGAGGUGGAGCUGUCUCACUCUGGCGUGGAGGGCGUCUGGCAGAAGGACGGCAUCCGGGUCAAACCCAGCAACCACUGGCGGGUGAGCUGCAACGGGCUGGUCCACGGCCUCACCCUGUCCAACCUUACCCUGGAGGACACGGGCACCAUUGUCUUCUCUGCGGAGGGAGUCCGGACCUCUGCCAGGCUCACUGUCAAGGAGACUCCAGUGACUCUCAUGAAGAAGCUGGUAGACAUGAGACUGGAGCAGGGCUCUCCUGCCACAUUGGAGUGUGAGCUGUCCAGACAGAACGUGGAGGUCAGGUGGCUGAAGAAUGGGACAGAGCUGAAGCCAGGGAAGACCCAGUACCGUAUUUACUCCAUGGGGAGGAAGAGGUUCUGUCAGCUGCUGCAGUGUAGCCUCUCUGAUGCAGGCACCUACACCUGUGAUGUAGGAGACGUCAAUACAUCCUGUAACCUGGAGGUCUAUGAGCCUGAAGUGGAGGUGCUACAUGGGCUGGAGGACCUGUAUGUCCAGGAGGACCAGAAUGCUGUGUUCAUGUGUGAGGUGUCCAUGGAGGACGUGACUGGGGAGUGGUAUAAGGAUGGACACAAGAUACGACCCACUAGCACCAUCAAGAUACGCACAGAGGGGACCAAACACUUCCUUCUCAUGUGCAACGUUAAAGCUGAGGAUUCUGGGGAGAUCCGCUUUGUGACCAAACAGACAGAAUCAACAGCCUACCUAGAGGUGGAAGAGGCCCCCGUGUCUAUCGUGAAGCCUCUGAGAGACCGCACAGCUCUGGAGAAGCACCGCGUGAUCCUGGACUGCACCGUGUCCACGCCGCGCUGUGAGCUCACAUGGUACAGAGGCAAGGCAGAGCUGGUGUCUUCUGAUAGGCUAGAGAUCCACAGUGACGGCUGCUACCAUAAACUGACCAUCCACGAGGCGACUGUAGAGGACGAGGGUACCUAUAGUAUAGAGGUUGGGGAGCACACGUCCACAGCCCAACUCCUGGUGGAAGCCCAGUCCCUGGUGAUAGAGACAGAGCUGGAGGAUGUGGCUGUGACGGGUCCUGACCAGGCCUGUUUCCAGUGUGAGGUGUCCGUGGCCAUCAGCAGGCCCCCAGUCUGGACUCUGAAUGGAGAGACCCUCCAGUCCAGCCCUGAUGUCCGCUUAGAGAACCACGGAACCGUCCACAAACUGAACCUGAAACAGACCAGACCAGACAUGAGCGGGACGGUUACCUUCGCCAUGGGAAAGGCCAAGAGUAGUGCCAAACUGAACGUGAUGUGGAAGUAGAGGCAAGGGGGAGAGAAUGGGAAAUGUUGAUUCUGUUAUGAUCAGGAAUUGAAUGUCUGAGACUGUUUUAGGGUUUGAAGGUACUAUAUAAGAAUGUGGUCUAUCUGAUCUAGUAAAGCUGCAUGUAAUGAGCGAGACAGAAAAGUAGAAUGUGAUGAUGAAAUGUGGUACUUAAGCCCCAAACAACUGUUUCAGGAUCAGUUUUGUUUUAUUCAAUGGUUGGGGUUAUGAGCAAAGCUGAUCGUCAGUCAGUUGUAAAGGGCAGAAAGUAACCUUGGAGAGAAAUGUUAAGAAGGAUGGAUUCCAGUCAAGUCAAAAGGUGAAAUCGGUAUGCAACACUUGUGUGUCUGAAGGUGUUAGAAUGGUUUAUAAUGGUGGGUAUGAAUGCCUGUGUGUAUGGAUAUAAAUCAAUUGUACACAUGUUACACAUUUAUUUUGAAAAUAUAUUGAUUGGAAAUUAAUUUUAAUUCUAUAAUUAAGUCAAAAAUAUUUUUUGCUAAAUAUGUUAUAUUUUCCCCAGUCAUUAAAUACUGACAUCCAUAGUUUGAAUGAAAGUUUUUAUCCAAUAAAUCCGUCAGACAAUAUCUUAGGAUAGAGCUUACAAACAUUGUUACUUUUGAAUGUGCUUCGAUGUCAAAUCGUGGCUUUUUGUGUUGCUGAGUAUAGACUGCCUGAACACAAAAGCACCUGCACUGGUUUAUAAUUAUGUUGUAUUUAUGGAAGAUAUAAUCAAACAGUUCAAUACAAUUGGUAUGACAAAAAGACUGUCCACAAACUACGUUACAGCUAUUCAAUCAUAAAUCACAUGAAUAAUCCAUAAUAUAUUAAUUUCAUUUUUUGUUUGCUUUAUUACAGUGCAAAACAAAAUAUACAUAUGUGUAUAAUAUAAGCAUAUAUUAUUUAAAGUGUUUGAAUACAGGAAGAAGAGGUACAGCAAUAGGUCAAGGUCCUCAUGGUGAUAGAAAGCUCUCUUCCAAAGCACUGUGAAUGACUAGGGAACAGCCCUGAAGCAGUUGAAAGGGACUGGAUCUACAACAGAAAAUAUCCCUGCUGAGUUAUGACAGGAAUCAUGCCUUGAGAUACUAAAAAAAAACAUUUAAAAUGUGUUUAAAUCAUAUUUAGAUGUCACAUUAUCUAAAUGGCUGUGGGUGGCUUGAAUUUCAAACCAGGAUUCCCCCAGUUCCUAUUAAGUGUGUGAAUCCAUUAAUGCAUUGUUAGAGAGCCCACAACAUUCUGGAUCUGUACUAGUGAUUUCUGUGCAUCCUUUGGAUAAUACUAACAAAGGGCCAAUCCACUUGCCAAAAGAAAGAUGAAAAAAAAUGUAUUUUGUAUCUAACUUGAUUGACACAGGCACUUGGUGUUUUAAGUUGGAAUGUGAAAUUUAGUAAAACAUGUUUAAAUUUAUCUUAUUUCUUAAUACUGAUAGAUUUAUCAUGGGUCUACUGGUUAUUUAAACUCUGAAUCAUCUUAUUUCACAAGGUAUUUUAGUAGGCCUUUAGUCAACUCCAACACAGAUGCUUUUCCCCAUGCAUUCAUAAAACAGUAUUAAUCGAUACGAAUCACUCAAUCCAUUAAACUACUCUUGCUGUUCACUUCCUGAUAGACCAUCUUAGUUUUUACUUACAAAUAACAAUUAUUUUAUUGCUCCAAACCCAGGUAAGUACCAAUUAAUAUAGUCCUACCUUGUGUGUCAGAA
Molecule: messenger RNA, 8805 nt
Organism: Oncorhynchus masou masou (cherry salmon)
Lineage: Eukaryota; Metazoa; Chordata; Actinopteri; Salmoniformes; Salmonidae
Product: obscurin-like protein 1
Exons: 22
Coding region: 888-7109 (2073 amino acids)
Molecular function (GO): protein binding
Source: RefSeq, a predicted model, not a curated record